AUGCAUCCGGAGCCCGUGCCCCAGAGCAGCAACAAUCCCGAGCUUCCCCUCAGCAGCGGCAGUACCACUAGCGGCAGCUGCCGGAACUGCCGCAGUGGGGAUGGGGAGUCCCCAGGGUCCCCACUGCCGCCGCUGCCAGCAGUCAGCUACCCGGACUUGAUCGGCCAGGGUUACUCCGAGGUGAUGAGCCUCAACGAACACUCGAUGCAGGCGCUGUCCUGGCGUAAGCUCUACUUGAGCAGUGCCAAGCUCAAAGCCUCCAGCCGGACCUCGGCUCUGCUGUCUGGCUUAGCCAUGGUGGCCAUGGUGGAGGUGCAGCUGGACACUGAGCACGACUAUCCACCGGGGCUGCUCAUCACCUUCAGUGCCUGCACCACGGUGCUGGUGGCCGUGCACCUGUUUGCACUCAUGAUCAGCACCUGCAUCCUGCCCAACAUUGAGGCUGUCAGCAACGUCGACAACCUCAACUCCGUCAAGGAGUCGCUCCACGACCGCAUGCAUCGCCACAUCGAGCUGGCCUGGGCCUUCUCCACCGUCAUCGGCACGCUGCUUUUCCUGGCCGAGGUCGUGCUGCUCUGCUGGGUCAAGUUCUUGCCCCUCAAGAAGCAGCCGGGGCAGCCAAGCCCUACCAGCAAGCCCCCAGCUGGUGGUGCGGCCUCCAACAACAGCAGCGAGAUUGGCAUCACCCUGGGCCAGGCAGCAGCCAUUGCAUCCACCACCAUCAUGGUGCCCUUUGGCCUGGUCUUCAUCGUCUUUGCUGUCCACUUUUACCACUCACUGGUCAGGCACAAGACAGACCGACAGUUCCAGGAGCUCAGUGAGCUGGCUGAGCUUGCCCACUUGCAGGACCAGAUGGACCACAGAGGGGACCACUCCCUGAUGCCCGGCAGCCACUAUGCCUAA
Messenger RNA from Lepus europaeus (European hare), 903 nucleotides. RefSeq names its product calcium release-activated calcium channel protein 1-like. Gene Ontology annotation, molecular function: store-operated calcium channel activity. The record is from RefSeq and is a predicted model, not a curated record. Gene Ontology annotation, biological process: store-operated calcium entry. NCBI's taxonomy places the organism in Eukaryota, Metazoa, Chordata, Mammalia, Lagomorpha, Leporidae. Gene Ontology annotation, cellular component: membrane.